UAAUCCACAAGGACAGAGAAGGAAGAGAAGCCACACACAGCCUACAGCCAAUCUCAGCAGGCCAUCGAUCACCAUCAGACAUGAGCAAGUAUGCUUCCUUACCUGACAUAGACACGGCACCAGAUGUUUAUGAGACGCCCGACCUACCCACGAUCCAUAUCACCGAACGGGACGACGACUCUGAUAACGAACUUCUCCCUCCAGGCAGCCAUGCCCAGUCGACUAAGGGCCACCCUAACUCGGAUAUUAUUAAAGAAACCUUGGACCAGUCAUCGGCCCGUAAGAAGUUUGGUUCUGCUUCUGGUUUGGAUGGCAGCGAUGCAGACUUUUCUACUUCUCUUUUGAGGAAACAGCCUCGUCGAUCAUCCGCGCGUUAUCCGCCUCCAACCACUCGACAGACAUUCGAGACGGAUGAAUACUCGAUCUUGCCGCGAGGAUACGCCAUCGACCAGCGCCAGGGUGUUGUAGAGAAUGAGACUCCACUCGAACGACUACGGCGGCUAAGGUUUGAGGUGGAUCAGCUGGAAGAAGAGCUGGAGCAAGAGAAAGACUCUACUGGGGCCCAAGCAGAUGAGCAGAUCGAUGCGCAGUCGGACCCUACUCCCAAAUCGAACGUUAAAGGCAAGUCGAAAGCCGGGCCCACCCCCACAGAGCUCUUAGUCGAACUGCAACACCUUCGUCAGCAGCUCGAAAAACUCUCAGUUUCAAACUCCUCUGCCGAUCCGCUGUCUACCACUGCCUCACAACUGAGAGCACGAGAGGCGUACGCCAAAUCGCUCUUGCUACAGCUCACCGAACGAGGGCCAAAGACGCAGGAAGCCAGCGCUUCUAAGCCCGCGGAGCCCAGCCCACCCGUGUCGAAGGCGACGACGUCAGCUCAGUUGGACUCCCGUCUGAGCGUGCUCGAGGAUCUUCUGGGUUCGCGUAGCCUCCUACAAGCCUCAGGGGCUGGUGACAUCAGCUUACCCCCACCGCUACUCGUGACAAUCAGCAAGCUGGAACACCAAUUAUCGCUACUCACUCAGCCGCGCCAUCUGGACUCGAUCUCGCGGAGGGUGAAGGUGAUCGUGACGGACUUGGAACGGGUGCAUGAGGCGCGUAGGAAGUUGACCGACCAUCGCCCGCUGUCCAUCGCCCUUGCCAGCGGGAUCACCGUCGUCACCCAAAACCAAGCCGGCUCCUCUCAAGGAUCUGUUAACACCAGUCUGGGAGCCGUGCCAGGUGUGAUCAGUAGCAACAAUAACGACGCCAACCAAGCUAAUCUACCUCCAGACGCGCUCCACAAGCUAGAGAGACUCUACAGUCUUCUACCCCGAUUAGAUCCGCUCUUACCCCUGAUCCCUCAUCUACUCAGUCGAUUACGCUCAUUGGCUGAACUUCAUACUAAUGCCGAUCAGUUCCGGAUUCGGCUCGAUUCUUCGAUUGCCGAUCUUAGGAACCUCUCCAAUCGCUCCUCUCAGGUUAAUCAGCUCCUCAAUGUUAUCGAAACUAACUUCAGCUCGAAUGAAAUCGUCAUUCAGAAAAACCUCUCCUUGGUCGAACAGCGGAUCGAAAAACUCUUGGAAUCUAUCGAUCAUUUGAAAGCCUCUUAAAACUCUUCCCUUUCUUUUUUCAUCUCUCGUCUCCGCCUCAUCCUAAUUUAUUCUUUUUGUUUUCAUCAGGUGUUUAUCAUUGCUAAAUUAUACGUUUUCUUUCCUUUCGACCUACAAAUAGUGUUACCAUUUUGUUGUUUUUGUGUUCUUUGGCAGUUAGUAGUCCAUCAUGAAAAACCUCAAACUC
Molecule: messenger RNA, 1779 nt
Organism: Puccinia graminis f. sp. tritici CRL 75-36-700-3
Lineage: Eukaryota; Fungi; Basidiomycota; Pucciniomycetes; Pucciniales; Pucciniaceae
Exons: 3
Coding region: 81-1592 (503 amino acids)
Biological process (GO): mitotic spindle organization
Cellular component (GO): cytoplasm; dynactin complex
Source: RefSeq, a predicted model, not a curated record